Ruditapes philippinarum (Manila clam) is the source of this 1389-nucleotide messenger RNA. RefSeq lists its product as uncharacterized. Lineage: Eukaryota; Metazoa; Mollusca; Bivalvia; Venerida; Veneridae. The record is from RefSeq and is a predicted model, not a curated record. Bases 239 to 1249 code for a protein of 336 amino acids. The transcript is spliced from 7 exons.
UGUGGUAUCAUAUAUAUAAAUGUGUUGUUUUUCUGUUAAUAAAGGCACUCAUGCUCUAUAACAUUUUUGCCAAUACUUUUAACAUUCGCUGGAGAAACAUCUUUUAAUCGAUAAAUACACACACGAUUCACAUUAACUAGAAGCUGUGGAACAUUUAGGUUAUUUUUAGCAUUUUCUCAGAUCGCUUCGUUGAAGAUGGUGAGAGAGAUUGAGAAAAGGAUAUAAAGUGGAUUGAACGAUGCCGGGUGUUGGGGAGAACAAGUGUCUGUUUUACCUGAUAGGUAUAGUGGUUGCAGUUGUCGGAUUUGUACUUGUUAUUGUGUUGCCUAUGAGUUUUGUGACUUUGGAAUACAACGAGUACGGUUUCCGGCGACAAAAGAGUACGGGGUCUGUUGACACGAGUAUGGUUUAUUCGGGAGGUAAAUACUUUCUAGGCCCGGAUUAUGAAUUUAAGGUUUUCAAAGCAGAUGCCCAGUUUCUGGAUCUAGUCAACUUCCGGGUAUUUACUCGAGAUAAAUUAGAGGUAUCCAUUACUGCGCAUGCUCAAUACUUCCUACGCAAGGAUGAACUUCCGCUGCUGCAUACGGCGUAUGAUGUUUAUUACGAAGAUGUGAUGAAAAGGAGUGCUGUCGAUGCUAUCAAGGGUGCUAUUCCUGUUUAUAACACCACUGAAUUGAAGACGAAACGCCCGGAGAUCGAGCGAGUUCUAUAUAAAGCUGUGAGGGAGAGGCUUGGGGGCACCUGCUGUAGACCGGACUGUUCUGCAUACUUGAACGCGUGUCCUAAACAUUGUAAACCACGUGACAAGUGCAAACUUGCAGACCUGGCGCUCCAUGUUGACGUCAAAUACUUCCAGCUGACCAACAUUGUUAUUCAUAAUGACGUCAUGGAAAGAUUUAUGGAAAAUCUCCUAUUGGUGGAGAAGAAUCUUAGAGAAAAACACAUUCAAAAUGCAACCGUUAUUAGGAAACAGACAGACGGAAAGGUAGCAGAAAUAAAAAAUCAGGCGAAAGAAAUACGAGAAUCCGCAGAAUCGGAGUCGCAGAAAAUACGUGUCGUCUCGGAAGCGGAAUAUUUGAGUACCAUAGAGAAAGCACGUGGUACAGGCCUCAGGAAACUAUAUGAUAGUUUAGGUAUCAAAACACAAGAACAGAAAAACAGCUUUGACUAUCUGCGCACGCUCAGGGGCCUUGACCAUGUACAUCUUACAGUGGACUUUCAACAAAGGAUUGCUGGUUCGAUUGGUUAAUGGAAUGUUACAUACUGACUUAAAGUUUGUUCCACAGUUCAGCCUUACAGACAGAGAUGUCAUAACUAAUGUUGUUGCGGAAAAAUAUGCUUGAGCGGAGAUCAGCAACAAUGAUACCCUUUCUUAGUGAAGACUAUGGC